This is a messenger RNA of Oncorhynchus masou masou (cherry salmon), 1495 nucleotides long. RefSeq lists its product as uncharacterized. The coding region runs from base 364 to 1494 and encodes 376 amino acids. The record is from RefSeq and is a predicted model, not a curated record. The transcript has a single exon. NCBI's taxonomy places the organism in Eukaryota, Metazoa, Chordata, Actinopteri, Salmoniformes, Salmonidae.
UAUCUGAGACACAGGGAGGAAGAGGAAGCGCAUGAGACUGGCAGCAGUGUUGACAAAGGAUCACUGGCUGAAAAGGUUAAAGAGGAAGUUAGUGAGAAGCUUCCGGAAAAAAUCCUCAUCUCUAAAUCACCCUCUCAGCCUCAGUCCACAACAGUAUCAACAGCUGGAUCUGAUAACACCAUUCCUGAGCCCCAGGUAGAAGAGCCUCUUAGGGUUAAUCUAUUCAGUGGCGCCGCAUCCAUUAAUGAUGAGGUCAUCGGUGUGGGUUUGUCCAUUAAAGAUGACGUCAUACAUGUCAGCCCACCACUCAGUGCUGAGCAGCCAAUAAGCAGCCAGCCUCUCAAUGUAAACACAGAGGACAAAAUGAAACAAAAGAGAACAGAGGAAAGGAAGGAAGAGAGGAGACAAAAUGAUGAGAAGGCAACAGAGGAGAAGGAAGCAGAGGAGAAGGAAGCAGAGGAGAAGGAAACAGAGAGGAAGGAAGCAGAGAGGAAGGAAACAGAGGAGAAGGAAACAGAGAGGAAGGAAGCAGAGAGGAAGGAAACAGAGAGGAAGGAAACAGAGGAGAAGGAAGCAGAGGGGAAGGAAACAGAGAGGAAGGAAACAGAGGGGAAGGAAACAGAGGGGAAGGAAACAGAGAAGAAGGAAACAGAGGAGAAGGAAACAGAGGAAGAACAUAAAAAGGGGGAUGAGAAUCUCUCUCAAGAGGAAAAACAAACAGUGGAUAAUCAACAGGAAAUAGAGGAGGACAAGCAGAAAGGAAAAUGGAAUCAGACAAGUACACAACAGCAGAGUAAUGGGACUGAUAAGAAAGCAGGAGAGCCAAUCAGAGAGACCAGAUAUCAGCAUGUGGAACAGGAGCAGACACAAACACUGACAGAAUCACUAGUACUAGUAGCUCUCCAUGAGGAGAAAGAUGCGAGGAGUGAAAUAGCAGACAUCCGAGCCAACAGGCCCUCUCAUAAUCGUUUCUUUUUAGAUUGGCGUGGUGGUGAUGUGCAGGGAGACGACACGGGGAGUGCACAAACAGUUAACGCCGUGGAGCAAACAGGAAGAAAGAGUGUCAGAACAGGUAAAGGAGAGGACAAGACCUCAUCUGACCCCAGCCUGGCUCCUUUCGGCUCGUCUAAGGAUGGGCUUUGUUCCAGUGGAGACUGUAGCUAUUUAUCCUCUCCCUCUGCGUUAGAACAAAGUGUCUACCCCACGCUGCCGGUGCCAGCAACAGUGAAGACACAGGAGCCCUGCGAAGAGACUAGAGACCCCUUUGUACCCGAUUCGACUGAAAAUGCAGCCCUUAACCAAUCAGAUUCAGUGAUUCGUCUGAACCGUUUUGCUCGGCAACAGGAACAAGGACAGCAGCAGGAAAGGCCAGGAUCAAGUACUGCCUCAGAGGACUUAUCAUGUGGUCGUUUAGUUAGACGUGAUGGAGGAGGAGAAUCAGACAACAACAAACACACCGAGUCCCUCACAGCUUCAACACUGUUGCCGGGGUAAC